Molecule: messenger RNA, 570 nt
Organism: Closterium sp. Naga37s-1
Lineage: Eukaryota; Viridiplantae; Streptophyta; Zygnematophyceae; Desmidiales; Closteriaceae
Source: the annotation of a GenBank genome assembly
AUGCCAAUUCUCAUGAUAUCAGCCUCUCAUGCAGAUAUGCCGGUAACUGCCUCGACCGUGCACCCAACCAGGCCUGCCCUGCCAACGCCUCCUUGCCUGCUGCUGCUCCCUCCUCCUCUGCUGCUCCCUCUCCUCAUCCCCCCUCUGCUCUCCCCUCUGCUCCUCCCGCGGCUCCCUCCUCUACUCGCCCCCCUGCUCCCCCCUCUGUACUCCCCCCUGCUCCCCCAUCUUCUCCCCCAUCUGCUCCCCCAUCUGCUCCCCCCUCUGUACUCCCCCUCUGCUCCUCCGUCUGCCCCCCCCUCUGGUCCCUCUGCUCUUCCCUCUGCCCCUCCCUCUUCUCCACCCUCUCCUUCCCCCUCUGCUUCGCCCUCUGCUCCGCCUUCUGCUCCCUCAUCUGCUUCUCCGCCUGCUCCCCCCUCUGGUCCUUCCUCUGCUCCUCCCUCUACUCCCGUUUUCCCUUACCCCUCUGCCCCCUCCGCUGCCCCUUCCUCUGCCCCCUCCUCUGCUCCCCCACCAAGCAGCCUUGCUCCUGCAUCCUCCUCUUCCCCUCCCUCCUCCUUGUUGGGCUGA